Lactuca virosa is the source of this 484-nucleotide messenger RNA. NCBI's taxonomy places the organism in Eukaryota, Viridiplantae, Streptophyta, Magnoliopsida, Asterales, Asteraceae. The record is from the annotation of a GenBank genome assembly.
AUGAUUCAUAUCACCAAUAUUUCAGUGGAAAUGAAGUCAAGAAGAAACGUUAAUUACACGCGUCUUGCUGUUAAUGAAGAUACCAUUGGUUUGACAUUUCAGCAGAAUGAAAACACAUUUGACCCUCGGUUUGACAUGUCAGCAGAAUCCUCAGAUAAAAUCCCAUGGAAAUCAAUUGGACUUGCGGUUUUUCUUCUGUUGUUUGGAUGCAUUCUCCUUAUCCUUUCAUUAUUCGUCUUCACAGGCCACAUGGGUGGAGACAAAUCCCAAGCGUGUGGCCUUUUAGGACUUGGGACACUCACUUUUCUACCAGGGUUUUACGAAACUCGAAUUGCAUAUUAUUCAUGGAGGGGUGCACAAGGGUAUCGUUUUGCAGCAAUUCCUAGUUACUAGCUAUAUCCUAUAUAUCAUAAUCUCAGCAUGUUUUUGUUUGGCUGUAUAUACAUCGUGCUUUUUAAGUGAUGUACAAUUUUGAAAUUUUACA